AUGGCCGUUAGAGUGACAUUCCCAACUCUAAUAGCAUACUCCGCCAUCUUACCGAUACCCCUGUUCAAACGAGUACAGGAAGCUGGGCGUCGCAUGGCUCAGUAUGCCCACCAAGCGAUCAAGAACUAUCAAUCGGUGAUUCAGAAAAACCCAGAGAAUCCCAAACAGACACUCUUCACGAAGAUGUUUAACGGAGGACCAGAGGGACUCCAGCUUCAAGAGAUUAUUCCUGAGGCCGGUGGUUAUAUUGUGGCCGGAAGUGAUACGACGGCAAUUACAUUGACCUAUCUUGUGUGGGCAGUUUGUCGAAAGCCAUUUAUCAGAGAUAAACUAGUCGCUGAAGUCAGCGCAUUACCACCUCAUUUUACCCAGGAUUCUGUCCGUGAUCUUCCCUAUCUUAACCAGGUUAUACAGGAGGCUCUGCGUAUACAUUCUGCUGUUCCUAGUGCACUUCCACGCGCUGUACCACCCGAGGGUGCUAGUCUAGCUGGAUAUAGGAUUCCUGGAGGUGUCACAGUGUCCACCCAGGCAUAUACUCUACAUCGCGACCCUGAUGCGUUUCCCAAUCCUCAUGUGUGA
Messenger RNA from Talaromyces amestolkiae, 579 nucleotides. RefSeq lists its product as uncharacterized. Bases 1 to 579 code for a protein of 192 amino acids. The record is from RefSeq and is a predicted model, not a curated record. The transcript has a single exon. NCBI's taxonomy places the organism in Eukaryota, Fungi, Ascomycota, Eurotiomycetes, Eurotiales, Trichocomaceae. Gene Ontology annotation, molecular function: heme binding; monooxygenase activity; iron ion binding.